Zychaea mexicana is the source of this 730-nucleotide messenger RNA. RefSeq lists its product as uncharacterized. The transcript is spliced from 4 exons. Bases 67 to 633 code for a protein of 188 amino acids. NCBI's taxonomy places the organism in Eukaryota, Fungi, Mucoromycota, Mucoromycetes, Mucorales, Lichtheimiaceae. Gene Ontology annotation, molecular function: calcium ion binding. The record is from RefSeq and is a predicted model, not a curated record.
CCUCCACCACAGCAACAGGGCUACCCGCCUCAAACACCACAACAGGCUCCUGCGCCAGGAUAUCCGAUGCAACAACAACAACAACAACAACGACCACCCAUGCGACCUCCACCACCCGGUGCCGAUCCCCAGCUCUGGUACUGGUUCCAAGCGGUCGACACGGACUGCUCUGGCUUUUUGACGGUAGACGAGCUUCAACGAGCACUGAUCAACGGUGACUGGACACCGUUCAAUAUUGAAACAGUACGCAUGAUGGUAUCCAUGUUCGACACAGACAAUACAGGCACAAUCGAUUUCAAUGAGUUUACGGGACUGUGGAGAUAUAUCGAAGACUGGCAACGGUGUUUCCGGACAUUCGACACGGAUGGGUCGGGCAACAUUGAUGCUCGGGAAUUGAAGAAUGCAUUGCAGACGUUUGGCUACAACUUGUCCGAACGCUUUGUUGCUGUGCUUAUCCAAAAGUUUGAUCGAUUUGGCCGGGGUAACAUCACCUUCGACAACUUUGUACAAGCCUGCGCCACCAUCCGUGCCCUGACAAUGGCAUUCCAGCGUUUUGAUACGGACAGGGAUGGUGUUAUCCAGAUCACUUAUGAACAGUUUUUGGAACUUGUCAUCCAACAGCGUACGAUCUAAGUGGCGGCAGCGACACACACACACACACACACAUACAUACUAUACAACCUCUCAUCCAUCUCCUGCCCCUGUUUUUACUCUUAUCACUACAUUUUAC